UUAAUGACUGGGUUUAAUGUUUUUAAAUAUUUGAACUAGAUAUCUUCGGGCUGUAAAUAAAUAAAAACGUGAAAAUGGAGCAGGGACUGGAGAUGUCAGCUAUGAUCCCUGCUUUACAGGAGCUAGCCAGUGCUACGUCAGUGGAGUAUAACCAGGCUGUGCAGAAACCCAGACAGAUUUUGUGCCAGUUUAUAGACCGGAUCCUGACGGAUGUGGACGUUGUGGCGCUGGAGCUGAGUAAGAAGAGCAGUUCAGAACCGGCCUGUGUGAUGCUGCUGGAUUUCGUCCAGCACAUUAUUAAAUCCUCCUCGCUCAUGUUCAUCAGCCCGGCCUGUCAGUCCGAGCAGUUCAGAGACGUGGAGAGCGCCUGCAGCGAUUUCAGUAAGUGGAUCAUCACUCGUCUGCUGCGGAUCGCUGCCGCUCCUGAAUGCGGAGACCUUCAUGGAAAAAUCGCUGCUGUUAUCUGCUCCCUGCUCCACCUGUUCCGAGCCAAGAGCCCCGCCCUGUUCGGAUCUCUGGGCAGAGAGCUGAUAGGUUUAGCGCAGGAUUUGAGCGACCACUUGUCCGGUGUAGACCCAGCGCCGUGGCCUGUACUGGUGCAGCGCUUUCGCCUCGGUUCCUUCGAUCCUGUGGUGUAUCUCACCCCCUCUGUCCUCCAGCUCACCUCCAGCACCUCCGCCCAGGCCCUGCUGGCGACCGCACUGACUAUCCUCACCGACGUCCUCCAGGGAAUGUUCUUCCCCAGAGAGGUGGGGCAGAUCUGGGACGUCUCCUGCGCUCUUUUGAUACACGGCGGCCCCAGGUUAACGGGCGUAUCCAUGGCCGUGCUGAGGCUCAUCGUUAUUUUGGGUGGAUUCCCUGAAAGCCACGCCCAGGCGUUCUUCGCUGCCUACCUGUCGCUGCUGGACUCGGUGACGAGCCGCGCGGACGCUGAGGUGUGUACGUACGGCGCAGAGUUCCAGGCCCUCUCACAGUGUGUGUUCAGACGUGAGAAAGGUGCGCACAGACGCUUCGAGCGCGCUCACUUGGACCUGCUGAUGGAGAAGGUGCACGGCCUGAUGAUGGGCGGGGCUCUGGAGAGGGUGAGGGUGACGGAGGUGCGCACGACGCUGUGUGAGGUCUUCUGCUUCGUGCUGGAGUGCGUUCCGCUCGGGUACGAAUCCGCGGCGUCGAUACGGAAGAGCCGAGUGACUGACGUCUGCAAAACCAUGAUCAGCACCAUCGGAGCUCGAGCGCACCAGGAGUAUGUGGAGGGCUAUCUGAGUGCGGCUCUGAAGGCAGAAGCUCUGAUGAUUCUACAGGAGCUGCAGAGCGACGUGGGUGAUCUGGAGGAACCCAGUGGAUCUGACGAGGAGAUCCCAGCUAAAAGAUUACACCUCUCCCUCCUGCCCUCUCCAGCCGAGACUCUACCCAGUGAGGUGGACAUGAGGAGCAGGAGUGAGCUGUGGGCUGCUGUACACCAUCGCCUGGAGGAACUUCUCACCCAGCUGAGGGAACCGGACGUGACUCAGCAGUGUGUGUGUGUUCUACAGGGCGUGGUCAUCGUUCUCCGCCUCAGUGCGCUCUGCUCCGGUGCUCGGUGUGAGCUGAACCGUGGAGAUAAACCCACACACUCUCAGAAGCUGGUGUGGUUGAACCCCAGGACGUUGGUUCAGGUGGUGGAUCUGUGUCAGUCAGUGAUGGUGAGAGCCGGCGUGGAGGAUCUGGAGCCGCUGGUGGAGGGAACAGUCCGGAUCCUGGACGCCAUCGUGUACAUGACCAUUAACGCUCAGAUGGACGCCGGGCUGUACCGCAGUGUGUGUGGGUUGCUGUCGGUUCCCUGGGUAAACACACACUCUUCCAGUUCGGCCUAUCGGACUGCGGCUUUUCCUGAGAGCCUGACGGGAUUGGCGCAGGAGGUCGCCCCCGCUCACUCCGCUGAGACUCGAGCUCGCUGUGUGCUUCUCCUCGCUCUCCUCCCCAAGCAGACGGGUGCUGACUGGCGUAUAGCGGUUUAUCGCUCCACCCUACAGAGCGAGAGCGAGCUGGAGCGGGUCAGCGCAGUUAGAGGGUUACCCCUACUGCUUCAUCGGCUGGGUUCCAAAUCCUACAACGCCCUCCACAACACGCUCACGAACAGGUUGGCGGACUCCAGUACCCGGGUGAGGGUUGAGAUGGCGUCCGUCUGCGCCCCGCUGCUGUGCUGCCUGUCCGAAAGCUCGCAGCUCCACCUCCUACCUGAGGGGACGUGUUCCUCUCCCCCCGUGUUCCUCAGUGACCGGAUCAGACUGUCCGACUCCCACUCGCCCCGCCCGUCCUCCGUCGCUGCCACCGUCCUCACGCCCUUCCUCCAGCUGCUCCUACCCAGAGAGGAACCCGAGGUCAAACGAGCAUUUAUCGAGAACAUCCACCACCUUUGCCGGCACAUGGACGUGAGCAGCGGUGACGCCGAUUCCAGAUCUCUCCUGAGCACGCUCAUCAACCUUAUAGAGGAUCCACAUCUGGAUGUUCGACUGUCAUUCAGCCAGAACAUCAGGAACCUGCUGGAGAGCUGGAACGGAGACUCCUUCCUCAAAGAGCUGCUGGUGUCGCGACUGAAGGAGGCAUUUACCAACGCAAAAACAUCCAGGAGCAACGAUCUGAAGCACACUCUGAUCCUCACCACGGGGGAGAUCGGCAGGUUUGCGGAGGGUAGCUUGGUGUCGUUCUCUCUGCUGCGCCUGCUGCACUGUUUACUCUCCAAAUCCACUCAGGUGUCGGUCGUGGCUCACACCGAGAUUCAGGCUCUCGCUACAGCACGGAACCUCAAGCUACAGUCCUUCUUCAGUCAGUACCGGAACCCCGUCUGUCAGUUCCUGGUGGAGUCGCUACACUCCCGGCACGUGAUGGCGCUGCGCUGUACCCCCGAUCAGAGCAGCGAGGCGCUGCAGGAGGAGGCUGCUCACCAGAGAGAGCUCGCCCUGGACAUCCUCUCCCACGUAGCUCACGCGUUCGACUUCCCCGACCUCAACCGCUUCCUCAACCGCACCCUGCAGGUUCUCCUCCCGUACCUGGCGGCGAAAGCCAGCCCCACCGCGUCGGCUCUGAUCCGCACCAUCGCCAAGCAGCUCAACGUGAACCGGCGGGAAAUCCUCAUCAACAACUUCAAGUACAUCUUCUCUCAUCUGGUGUGUUCCUGCACCAAAGAGGAGCUGGAGAGAGCUUUGCAUUACCUCAAGAGCGAGACGGAGAUCGAGUUGGGCAGUUUGCUGCGUCAGGAUUUUCAGGGUCUUCACAACGAGCUGCUGCUGAGACUAGGAGAGAACUACCAGCAGGUCUUCAACGGCCUCUCCAUCCUCGCCUCCUUCGCCUCCAGCGACGAUCCGUACCAGGGACCCAAAGACAUCAACUCUCCAGAGCUCAUGGCGGAUUACCUGCAGCCGAAGCUCCUGGGCAUCCUGGCGUUCUUCAACAUGCAGCUGCUGAGCUCCAGCACUGGUGAGAAGGAGAAGAAGAAAAUGGCUCUGAACAGUUUGAUGGCUCUGAUGAAGCUGAUGGGUUCCAAGCACAUCAGCUCGGUGAGGGUGAAGAUGAUGACCACGCUGAGAACCGGCCUGAGAUAUAAAGAGGAUUUCCCUCAGCUCUGCUGCCAGACUUGGGACUGUUUCGUGCGCUCCUUGGAUUCGUCCUAUUUGGGGCCGUUAUUGAGCCACGUGAUCGUCGCUCUUCUGCCUCUGAUCUCCAUCCAGCCCAGAGAGACGGCCGUCAUCAUGCACUACCUCAUCGUGGAGAACAGAGUGGAGGUGGAGGACUUUCUUCAUGAAAUCUACUUCCUUCCUGACCACCCCGAGCUGAAGGACGUCCACAAGGUGCUGCAGGACUACAGAAAGCAAACGUCGAGGAGCUCAGAUCUGCAGGCGGCUCUGCAGCGCUCCAUGAGGGCCGUUCAGCACGAAAAUGUGGACGUCCGGAUCCACGCCCUCACCAGCCUGAAGGAGAUGCUGCACAAGAACCAGGCUGCGGUGUUGAGGUUGGUGCUGGACAGUGAGUUAGUGGAACCGGUUCUCUCCGAGUUGGUGACGGUGUUGUUGCUGGGGUGUCAGGAUGUGAACGCAGAGGCGCGGUUACUGUGUGGAGAGUGUUUGGGGGAACUGGGAGCCAUCGACCCCGGCCGACUGGACCUGAACACCUCACACACUCAGCGCAGCGGAGCCGUCUUCACCAGCGGGAUCGAGGAUCCAGAUUUUGCGUUCGGGUUGCUGACCGAGAUCACCAGAACUUUCUUGGCGUAUGCGGAUAACGUGAGAGCGCAGGACGCCGCGGCGUACGCCAUGCAGGAGCUGCUUUCUUUAUACGAGUGUCGGGAGGGACGGACGGACUCGCCCGGCCGCAGACUCUGGAGAAGAUUUCCAGAACAGGUUCAGGAGAUCCUCGAGCCGCAUCUCAACAGCAGAUAUAAAAGCUCUCAGAAGGUGGUGAACUGGUCCAAACUGACCAAGCCCAUCUACCUGAGUACCCGUGGCAGUAAGUUCUCGGACUGGUCCGCCACGUGGGCCGGAUAUCUCAUCAGCAAGGUGAGACACGAGCUCGCCAGCAAGGUCUUCAUCUGCUGCAGCUUCAUCAUCAAACACGACUACAGGGUGACCAUCUACCUGCUGCCGCACAUCCUGCUCUACGUCCUGCUGGGAUCCACGCCUGACGAGCAGCAGGAGGUGGUCGAGGAGAUCAUGGCGGUGCUGAAGGAGGACGAGCCGAGCUUAUCUCAGCUGGAGGAGAACGCCUCCAGUCUCACCCAGCUCAGCACUCAGACCGUCUUCUCCAUGAUGGACCACCUGACCCAGUGGGGGCGCCACCGACUCCAGACGCUCAGUACGGCCAAGAGUUCCGGCCGCCACAGCCGAGACACGCACCACCUGCUGGCCGGCGGUGUGGAGAACAGUGAGUAUCAGUGUGUGGUCUCCUUCCUGAACCGAAUUCCUCAGGACGUUCUGGCUAAAGCAUCGUUCCGCUCUAAAGCGUACACCAGAGCCGUCAUGCACUUCGAGUCCUUCAUCAGAGAGAAGAACCAGAGCAUCCAGGAUCACCUCUCCUUCCUACAGGCUCUGUACGCAGCGAUGCACGAGCCGGAUGGAGUUAGAGGAGUGAACGCUCUGAGGAAGGAGGAACCGUCACUCAGGGAGCAGAUAUUAGAACACGAGAGUAUCGGCCUGCUGAGAGAAUCUACAGCCUGCUACGAUCGAGCCAUUCAGCUAGAACCUGAUCAGAUCAUACAUUACCAUGGGGUGAUGAAUUCCAUGCUGGGACUCGGGCAGCUCUCCACCGUGAUGACGCAGGUUAAUGGAGUUCUAGCCAACAGACCUGGUUGGAAGUCGGAUCUGAAUGCGUAUCGAGUGGAGGCGGCGUGGAAGCUCUCUCAGUGGGAUUUACUGGAUGAUUAUUUAGCCUCUGAUAAUAAAUCCAACACGUGGGGGGUGAGACUGGGGCAGCUGCUGCUCUCGGCUAAGAAGCAGGACUCGGACGCUCUCUGUGAGAGGUUGAAGUUGACCAGGAAGGAGCAGGUGGUUCCUCUGUCGGCCGCCAGCUUCGAGUGUGGAACCUACCAGAGAGGAUACGAGUACAUCGUCAGGUUGCACAUGCUCAGUGAGAUGGAGCACGCGUUCACCCAGCUGCAGAAGGAGGACGGAGGGGUGAAGAUGAACCAGCUCAUGCUGAACUGGGACGCUCGGCUGCUCAUGACCCAAAACUCAUUCCGUGCUAAAGAACCCGUCCUGGCUCUCCGCCGGGCCCUGCUCAGCCUGCGCAAGGGGACUGAAUGUGAGGAGCAGGUCGGUCAGUGCUGGCUCCAGAGCACUCGAGUGGCUCGACGCGCCGGUCAUCAUCAAACUGCCUUCAACGCCUUACUGAACGCCGAGAACUCUCACCUGUCCGAACUGUUUGUGGAAAAAGCCAAGUGGCUCUGGUCCAAGGGCGAUGUGCACCAGGCUCUGAUUAUCCUACAGAAAGGAGUGAAGCAGUGCUUCCCUGAGGAUCAACUCCUCACCGACCCUAAACGGAUCCAGAUUAAAGGGAAAGCUCUGCUGCUGGUGGGUCGCUACAUGGAGGAAACCGCCAACUCGGAGAGCAACGCCAUCAUGAAGAUCUACAGAGACGUCACCACUCUGUUACCUGAAUGGGAGGACGGGAACUUUUACCUGGCCAAGUAUUACGAUAAACUCAUGCCCAUGGUGACGGAUAACAAAAUGGAGAAGCAGGGCAACGUCAUCCGCUACAUCGUCACUUAUUUCGGAAAAGCUCUUCAGUUCGGUAAUCAGUACAUUUAUCAGGCCAUGCCCCGCAUGCUCACGCUCUGGCUGGACUUUGGCGCCAAGGUGUACGAAGUAGAGAAAGCCGGCCGCUCGGAUCGGGUGCAGAUGAAAGCUGAUCUGAGUAAAAUCAACGCGGUGAUCAGCGAGCACACCGCCAGUCUCUCGCCGUACCAGUUCCUCACUGCGUUCUCGCAGCUCAUCUCCCGAAUCUGCCACUCCAACGACGAGGUGUUCGCCGUGCUCAUGGAGAUCAUCGCCAAGGUUUUCCUGGCCUAUCCACAGCAGGCCAUGUGGAUGAUGACCGCCGUCUCCAAGUCGUCCUACCCGACCCGUAUGAACCGGUGUAAGGAGAUCCUGAAGAAGGCCAUCAGCCUGAACAGCUCGUUCGGGAAAUUCAUCGGAGACGCGAACAGACUGACAGAUAAACUGGUGGAGCUCUGUAACAAACCGGUGGACGGGAACAGCUCUACCCUGAGCAUGAGCGUCCACUUUAAGAUGCUGAAGCGCUUGGUGGAGGAGACGAGCUUCAGUGAGAUCCUCAUCCCGUUACAGUCCGUCCUGAUCCCGACUCUGCCCUCCAGCGGGGGCGCCAACCCCAACCACGACGCCCUCCCCGGCCACUGGGUCUACUUAUCCGGAUUCGAUGACAAUGUUGAGAUCUUGGCGUCGCUUCAGAAACCCAAGAAGAUCUCUCUGAAAGGAUCAGACGGGAAGUGUUACACCAUGAUGUGUAAACCUAAAGAUGAUCUGAGGAAGGACUGCAGGCUGAUGGAGUUCAACUGCCUCAUUAAUAAAUGUUUGAGGAAGGACGCCGAGUCCAGGCGCAGGGAUUUACACAUACGGACGUACGCCGUGAUUCCACUGAACGAGGAAUGUGGCAUCAUAGAGUGGGUAAACAACACGGCCGGCCUUCGCCACAUCCUCACCAAACUCUACAAGGAAAAAGGGAUCUAUCUGACGGGGAAGGAGCUUCGGAAGAUGAUUUUGCCCAAAACGGCGUCGCUUCAGGAGAAACUAAAGCUGCAUAAAGACGUGCUGUGUGCUCGACACCCUUCUGUCUUUCACGAGUGGUUCCUCAGGACGUUUCCUGACCCCACCUCAUGGUAUAACAGCAGAUCCGCUUACUGCCGCUCCACAGCUGUUAUGUCGAUGGUGGGUUACAUUUUGGGACUGGGGGAUCGGCACGGUGAGAACAUCCUGUUCGACUCCCAAACUGGCGAGUGUGUUCACGUCGACUUCAACUGCCUCUUCAACAAGGGAGAGACGUUUGACGUUCCUGAGGUGGUACCAUUCCGGCUGACUCAGAACAUGGUGCACGCGAUGGGGCCGAUGGGCACCGAGGGGCUUUUCAGACAGGCCUGUGAGGUGACCCUGCGACUGAUGAGGGACCAGCGAGAAUCGCUCAUGAGCGUGCUGAAGACGUUCCUCCAUGAUCCGUUGGUGGAGUGGAGUAAACCAGUAAAGGGUCCUUCAAAAACACAAGCCAACGAAUUUGGAGAAAUCGUCAACGAGAAGGCCAAAACCCACGUGUUGGAUAUUGAUCAGCGUCUGCAGGGAGUGAUAAAGAACAGGAACAAAGUGAUGGGACUGCCGCUGUCCAUCGAGGGACACGUUCACUACCUCAUUCAGGAGGCUACAGACGACAACCUGCUGUGCCUCAUGUACCUCGGCUGGGGGCCGUACCUCUAAAUACAGAAAUAAACAUACAGCUGACUUUUAUUUAUUUAGUUUAUUUGUAGGUUGAAAUAAUGUUGGUUAAUAUUAAUAACAGUUCAGGUAUGUAAGAACGUUUCUUGUUGUUUAUCGUUCAUGCACUUAGUCUUUUUGUUGAAACUGUGUAAAAACAUUGUUUGUAAAGAUGUUAACAUUUCUCCUGCUGUGUAGGUUUUUGUUUUGGCUUUAAAAGAUUUCUGAAACUU
Messenger RNA from Trichomycterus rosablanca, 8182 nucleotides. RefSeq names its product ATR serine/threonine kinase (gene atr). Gene Ontology annotation, biological process: DNA damage checkpoint signaling; telomere maintenance; protein phosphorylation. NCBI's taxonomy places the organism in Eukaryota, Metazoa, Chordata, Actinopteri, Siluriformes, Trichomycteridae. Gene Ontology annotation, molecular function: protein binding; protein serine/threonine kinase activity. Bases 75 to 7952 code for a protein of 2625 amino acids. The transcript has 47 exons. Gene Ontology annotation, cellular component: nucleus. The record is from RefSeq and is a predicted model, not a curated record.